Molecule: messenger RNA, 4640 nt
Organism: Boleophthalmus pectinirostris (great blue-spotted mudskipper)
Lineage: Eukaryota; Metazoa; Chordata; Actinopteri; Gobiiformes; Gobiidae
Exons: 12
Coding region: 480-4640 (1386 amino acids)
Biological process (GO): cell morphogenesis; cell-cell junction assembly; adherens junction organization
Cellular component (GO): adherens junction; membrane; catenin complex
Molecular function (GO): cadherin binding; calcium ion binding
Source: RefSeq, a predicted model, not a curated record
CACAAAGCUUGAUUCGAGAAAACGGUGUUGUUUUUGUGGACUAAUAGUUUUCAUUUCUUUGAAUCGUGACUCAGUUGACAAGGAUUUGGAACAUGCUCGUACAGAAGAAUGGAAACGCCAGUUGGACAUCACAAAUCCACUGUACGUGACCAGCUGGACGACAGAAAGCGGAUUCAAUAAAAACACCACUGAAGCAGCUUCACGAGGAAAUCUGGUUUUCUUGCCUCCGUGGGAUGGAUAGAAGGUGAAGAAGUGUCACGGAGAAGACGCUAACCGAGAUAGAGGGAGCAAGCCAGCAAGGAAAAAAUACCAAGUGACUGACACCUGCCCUCCAGCUAAGUGUGAAGGGCAGUGAGAGAAAGAGAGCGAGAGAGAGGGAAGAGGGAACAAAAACAGAGAAGAAUGAAGACAACCGGAAAACAAGGCUGGCUUCAUUGCAAAUUACCCUCAAAUUAGGACUCAUCUCAUCACAGGUCAACAUGAUUACAAGAAGUCUGCUCCUGUUGGUCUCCCUGUGCGUGUGGGAGGGGCUUUUGAAUGGUGCCACGUCCAGUAAGAUCGCUCGGAGGAGAGGAGUGGGCGGGUCUCAUAUGCUGAAGCUGGGAGAUAGCCGAGCUGCGGACCAAUGGGAGUCGAGUGUGGAGGCGUUGCCCGUGGUGACGCUUAGAAACCUGGUUAGCCAUGAGCAGGAGAGUGAGGAGACUGUGUCCUAUGCCAAAAUAUUGCAAAGUCACGCCACAUCAGCUGACAAGGAUAGGCAACUUUUUAAGCCAAAGCGUGAGGUGGACUGGCACUUGAUGGCAGCUAGUAGGGAGGUAACUCAGGAGAUGCACAGGCUAAGAAAUAAUACUAAGAAUGUAGAGUCCAAAUCAGUGAGGCCAGAGAAAACGUAUACAAUCCAUCACAAGCAAGAGCUUCACUCCAACAAGACCAGGUUUAAAACAAGUUUAAGAACAAGAAUUAGGCCAGAACUGAGCACUGGAGCGCUACCAGGAAAGGCCUUCAGUAUAGAGUCCAAUAGAAAAAUUAAUCUGACUGGGAGCUAUGAGGUGUUGAAACUACUGUCCAAAGAGAACCUAGUACGGAUCGUCAAUUCCCAAAUGCAGAGCGUUCCGAGCCUGAGUUUUCCCAGCAAGGGCAGCAGAAGCAGGAAACGAGAUUUGAUUGACGUUAAUCAUGGACAGUCCGAUGCCCAGAAGCCGCAAAGACAAGAUAUAGCUGUCACUCAAACCCAUAGUGGACUUGAUAAUCAGACUGCAUUUCCCUACGCGAGCCCAGUGCCCACUCCAUUGGAUCAUAAUCGGGGGCAAAGUGCAGAGGCACAUGUUAAUCCAUUAAGCAAUAGGGACAAUUUGGGAGAUACAGUUGCCAGUGACAGCAGGAGCAAGCACCUCGUCAGUUUAGCUCAGAUUGAGGUCAACAGCCCCAAGAAAGAAGUAAUGAUCGACCGAACGGAGCCACCAUUUACAUCGACAAAACAUCUCCCACAGUUUGUCCCCUCUGAAACAAACGCUCCGUCUGUGCUGACAAUGCAACCCCAGGGAUUGCGGCCGGGGAACAGAGCAGCCGAUUCCCACCGAGACCCAUUAGCAGAGUCAAUUCACUUCGCCAACAUGGAACUCAGCACGGCUCAAUAUCCCAAAGAUGAAGACAGCAAGCUUGUCAACAGCAGUGAUAGCAGCAGUCAUGUCCUGAGGCUCCAUCCCGCUCCCUCCGAAAACCGCAAUAGCAAAGAGGCCAAAAUGGUAGAGCCUCAGAUACAGGAAAAUGGUGUGGGUCUGGUGUUUGAGGAGCUGGAGGAAGAGGAGGGGACUCUGGGUGGGAUUUCAGAGGGGAAGGCCGUACGGUCUCGGAGCAGGAGGAGCUGGAUCUGGAAUCAGUUCUUUGUGAUCGAGGAGUACGCUGGGCCUGAACCUGUUCUCAUCGGACGGCUGCACACGGACAUGGACAGGAAUGAUGGACGCACUAAAUAUGUGCUGAGAGGCGAGGGGGCGGGCUCUGUCUUUGUGAUUGACGAGAAGACUGGGAACAUCCACGUGACCAAACCACUGGACCGCGAGGAGAAGGACGAGUACCGCCUCAUCGCCACGGCAACCGACAGACAGACGGACCGUGCCUUGGAGCCCUCGUCCCAGUUCAUCAUCAGGGUGCAGGACAUCAACGACAACCCGCCUGUGUUUGAUCAGGGUCCCUACAUCGCCACUGUGCCCGAGAUGGAAAAUAUAGGCACGUCUAUAAUCCAGGUGACAGCGACAGAUGCUGAUGACCCGACUUAUGGGAACAGCGCCAAGCUGGUGUACACUCUGGUGCAGGGCCAGCAGUACUUCUCAGUGGAUCCUCAGACAGGUAUUUUGAGGACUGCAGUUCCGGACAUGGACCGGGAGAGGCAGGACACAUACUUGGUGGUGCUACAGGCCAAAGACAUGGGGGGGCACCUGGGGGGUCUCUCAGGGACCACUACUGUCACUGUGAAGCUCACCGACGUCAACGACAGCCCCCCACGCUUCACACAGAGUACGUGGUCCUUCUCUGUCUCAGAGCUGGCCAUCCCGGGGGCAGAGAUUGGCCGAAUAUCAGCUACAGACGCAGACUUGGGGGAGAACGCGCGCCUGGUCUACACUAUUCUGGAUGGAGAGUCUGGAGACACCUUCAACAUCACUGCUGUCAACCAGGAGGCUGUCAUUACACUCAAUAAGCCUGUGGACUAUGAGAGCCGGAGCUCCUACUCUUUCUCGGUGGAGGUGAUGAACCCGAUUGUGGAUCCCCGGUUUCUUCGUCUGGGUGCCUUUAAGGACCGGGCCACAGUGCGUGUGGCAGUGCUGGAUGCAGACGAGCCCCCCAAGUUCUCCAGGUCCAGAUAUCUGAUGGAUGUGUCUGAGAACUGCCCCCCAGCGUGCACAGUGGGCAGAGUGAGCGCCAUCGACCCUGACACGGGACUGACCAACAACAUCAGUACUGACGAGAGUGUCUUCGCUAUUGUUCUGGCCUUACGCCGAUCCAUCAGCACUCAGCCUAUCCACCUGGGCUCGGCCACCCUGGCCCGCCUGCAACCAACCGUGAGCGCCCUGUCAUUAUCGCUGCGGCGUCAGAAGCGUGACUCGCUGUCUCCUCUGGAAGAGGACGAUGUGAGGGAGAACAUUAUCACCUAUGAUGACGAGGGCGGAGGAGAGGCCGAUACUGCAGCCUUUGACAUAGCUGCGCUCCAGAGCGCCCCCCACAGCUCACGUACUAGAGGUUAUCGCACGCUGGACAGCAGGAAUAUUCGUUAUGCCCAUCGAACAGUGGAGAAGGGUCGCACAUACAGCUGGGCUCAGAACCAGGGUUUGGAGCAGACCUACAGCGGCCCUGGGGGUCCUCUCUACGGCCGCCUCUGUUACAGCAGUGCCACUCUCCCGGUCCUGCGCCGCACUCCUGGAGGGGCGUUCGAACCUGGCCUGGCCGAGCUGGGAUAUCGCUACCCUGGAGGCCAGCCGGACCACUCCCUGGUCAUUCAGAAUCAGGCAGCCAUGGUGGGGCCCAUGGAGUCUGGGGCUGUUUACAUGGCCCCCACAGACCUGAGCAUUGGGAGUCGCACUGGGAGCAGAGAGGGAACAGCGCCACAGAGCAGGGUGAGCACCUCAGAUGGAGGUACCCCGAGGACAUCUGACAGUCAUGAUAGAGGAGGGGGCACAGGCACAGCCAGUAACUGCACCGAGGCCAGUGAGGACAAACUCAACGGUCAGGACAUGGACUGGAUCUAUCCCCAAGUCCUCUCUGAAUCCACUCACCUCCCCUCCCCGCAGGUGCAGUCCGAGAGCUUGCCCCGGGAGCAGAACCUGGUGAUGACACGCUCUGGUUCCAUGAUGGGACAGGGAUGCCAUGGCACCACGGGCGGCUGGGUUUGCGACUCUGCAACACUCCCACUGGCCGGACGAAGAGCCUCACGAGCCGGGAUGUCCCCAAAACGCUCGGGGUCCAUCCAGGGUGAGACAGAAGCAGGAGGUGGGACAACAGGAGAGAGAGAAGGACCAGGGCAGAGGGACUAUCCAGGGACACUGGGAAGGGGCGGACUGGAGAUGGGGAGUAGCUUCGUAGUGGGGAGAGGAGACCGAGAAGGUGGGAUCUCUCUUAGUGGAACGCCAACUGGAUUUCCGGAAGGCUUUAUCGGAGACUGGCGUGACCGUGUUGGGAUAGGGGGGUAUGUGGUUGGAAGAAGAGAUAUGAGCCCUCAGCUUUUGCCUUUGCCACGAGGGGGGUAUCCUGGAGUUCUGGGUGCUGCCUGGGCUACACCCGGUGUGGAAGCUGUGCGAGGAGCUCCUGGAGGUCCGUCUUUGGCCUUACGAGUCGGGGAAUUCCUCCGCCUGCGCCUCGCCCAAGUCACCUUUGACCCCUCUCAGCCACCGUAUGAUUCAGUGCAAGUGUACGGCUUGGAGGGCACUGGGUCGCGGGCUGGCUCCCUAAGCUCGCUGGAAAGUGACGCAGACAAAGACGGAGACAAGGACGACUGGGGGGCCGGCAUGGAAGAGUGGGGUCCGCAGUUUGAGAACCUUGCGCAACUUUUUAAAGAAAGAGAAAAGGAGAAGGAGGAGAAAGAAAAAUGUAUGGAAAAUGCUAACGAGGAUUGUGAGAAAAAGGAGGGAGGACACGAAGGGAAGGACUGA